GCAGACUCCGUCAAAUGACCAAAAAGGAGUGGAUGUCUAGAGCGGAGGAAGUGAACUGCACAGUCAAAAGGCCCCCGUUUCUCUGACGGGGCUGUAGAUGUUGACUGUAAUGGGUUACACUUGUCUUUGUUGGCCGCUGUGGAAGGUUCCUGUUAUCAUUCACGCAAGCCCCGUUUGCCAUCAAAUCCCUUUCUCAACCUCUUUCAAGUGUCCAUUCAAUGAGAACAAUGGCAGUGACCAUAUGUCUGCAACCCGUAUAGAGCACACUGGGUUUGCCGGGCCAGGCAUCCCGUUCACAGGCCGCAUCCAUGUCAGCACAUUCGCCAUGGCUUUCAAUUAACCGUCAUUCAUUCAAAGCCCUUGGGUAACCAGCCAUUGCGACUAGGGGCUGCUUAAAAGGCCGGUUGACUCAGUCUUCCACAUUUUAACCCUGAGCAACCUGUCUACUUUUCUUCUCCUGCUUC
Molecule: messenger RNA, 464 nt
Organism: Aspergillus japonicus CBS 114.51
Lineage: Eukaryota; Fungi; Ascomycota; Eurotiomycetes; Eurotiales; Aspergillaceae
Exons: 2
Coding region: 98-340 (80 amino acids)
Source: RefSeq, a predicted model, not a curated record